AUCUUGGAAAGGGCGGCAAAAGGGAGCGGGAAGACGCCACCUUGGAAAGGUCACUGAAGUCGCUAAAACAGGGCCGACAUCUUGGGAAGGUCCGGUCUAUGGUGCCCGCCUCCCCCCGAGGUAGAACCGCACCGCCAUUUUGGGAGGGUCAGUUAGGCUCGAAAUGCCCUGUCAGGGCCGGGCCCCAAGCUGCGCCUGGAGGAGCGGGGCCUGUGAAACACCUCAGCCCAGCCCUGGGUGCGAGAGGCCCACCAGGAGGGGAGGCGCUCGCUGGGCAGCCCCGUACCAGGGCGGGGGUGCUGGGCCUAGCAGCCCGUGAGCUGGGCUUUCCUCCCCGAGGCACCGCCGUCACCCCAGUGGCAGGGCCUGACUGAACGUGCGGCCUGGCGCCUGCCCCGACGAGCUCCCAGUCUGAGGCCGCGAGAUGGACAGACCGAGCGCUGUGGUACAGAGAUAGAUGUACUGAAGAACUGCUUGAUAGAUGCUGGAGAGAAAUAUGCUGGUUUCUAAACUGGUGUUUAGAAUGUCAUGAAUUUCUGAGGAAACAUAGAACUUUGAAUUUGGGUUGGCAGCUGAUGUGACACCUUUAUCAGAUGCUGGGAAGGGACUGGGCAUGGGAGAGCAGAGUUAUUUCUCAUCCUUGUCUUCACAACACAGAAAGAGGAGGAGGAGGAAGAGAGAGAAAGAGAAAACUAAAAACCCUGAAGGAUGGUUCUCAAAAAUUCGAAAGGAACCACAGGGAAUUCCUUUUAAGAGCAACAGAAAGCGAGCCAGCUGAGAUCUGCAUGUUUAGGUUUGUGCUUCUGACACAUCAAAAUCCAAGAUCUGCACUCCUGCUCGAAAGGCACAGAAUCACUGAACUCCAAAUGUCAGCAGUUUGUGAUGACAGAGACUGCGCUGCUUUAUAUAACCUGAGCCGAUUCUUCCCCUACUGUAAAACGUGUAGCUCCAUUGUCUUCAUUGGAAUAUGCUGACUGAUGCCAGGGAUUCUGAAGGGACAAUUGUAGCCAGCAGCAGAGAUGCCUUUUCCUUAGCCCUGUAGAACUUCUCUGGAUACAAACCUGGAGAUCGGUGCUCUGCAGGGACUCCCUGGAGAAGCAAGGGCCUUGAAACGCGACAGACGUGCCCCACUGCUCCACCAAGAGUUCUCUUCUCGCACACAUGCCCUUCGGACCAGGAGCCAGCGGUGAUGUGUCUGAUUAUUUCUCCCUAGGUGCUGAUCUGGAGAAUCUAUACCAACUCUCUCUUGGCUGGAUAGGAACCAGAGUCCUUGCUCCAGAGUCCUUGCUCCAGUGCCCUGGUCUUACCACAUUAUUGUCACAUUUGCUUGCUGAGGUGAGAUCUUGUCAGGGUCUAGCUGUGUGGAGUGAAAACCAGCUUUAAAGAACAGUAAAUAUGCAAAACAGCUUUCACUCUAUUCAGCUACCAUCUUGAAUACUCCACUUCCCCCACCACCACCACCAUCAAACACAUCCUAUCAAUAGAGGCAUGAAGAGACUGGCCAUGUAGGAGAGAGCCCAAAUUGGGAUAAGGGUUUCCUUGUGCAUGGAGCUGUGCAAACACACAACAAGACAAGCUGCCUGCCAUGAAGAGAUUUAAGACGAAAUUUAUCUGAUUUAAGACGAAAUACAAAGAAGAAUAACAAAAAAUAGGGAGGAAAAGAGAAUUCCAGAAUGGAGAAAUAUAUUAAUGCUAUUCUGCCUCUUCUCUUAUCUAGUCAAGACUUCCUGUGUUCUAAAUAUCCUAAGGAAGCAAGGAUGGGACAAUUUUGCCAUUGAAAAGAGGAAGCUGGAGAAGUGUAAGAACUUUGAGUCUGUGCUCUUUCCAUCAGCUAGACGAUAACAUGCAAAAGUAAUUUAUUCAUCUCCAUUCCAUCACCCCUCAUCAGACUUCAAAGAUAUUUUAAAUCACAAACGAGACUGUAUCAGAUAUUGUAAUAGAAAUUCACCAAAAGAUCUGGUCUGCAGAAACAGGCCCAUUUGAUUGCAGUGGCUCUCAAGUGUCCUGCAAUUCUGGGCCCAUUUGACUCCACUGAUGCUCAUGUGCACCUUUCCAGGAUUUGUAUGAAAAGAAAAAGUCUGAAGAAAAAGUACAAGACAUUCAAGUCAACAUAAGAGACGGCAACAGGUCCAAGCCGUAGUGGGUGCAAUGAAAGCUCCAUGCAGGCCUUACCAUGGAAGGCUGUGACUCGCCUGUCAUCUCUGGGAAGGACAAUGGGUGUGGCAUCCCUCAGCACCAGCAAUGGACUGAACUCAACAGCACCCACCUCCCUGACAAACCCAGUAGCAUGGAGCAGUCCACAACCGAAAACCACGGGGCCCUAGACAGCCUGAGGGUCCCCUUUCAUGAGCGCAUUCCAGACAGCACCAACUCAGCUGGCCCCAACACUGAGUCCACUAGCAAAGAGGUCAGCUGCAACGAAUGCUUGGCCUCCUUCGCCAGUUUACAGACCUAUAUGGAGCACCAUUGCCCCAGUGCCCACCCACCUCUUCCACUGAGGGAGGAAAGUGGGAGCGAUACCAGUGAGGAGGGGGACGAGGAGAGUGACGUGGAGAACCUUGCUGGAGAAAUAGUCUACCAGCCAGAUGGCUCCGCGUAUAUUGUUGAAAGCAUCAACCAGUUGAUCCAAAGUGGGGGAGCCUGUGGCAGUGGCAGUGGGGCUCUCCCUUCGUUCGUUAUGAACUCUCUACCCAAUGCUGGGGGCAAACAAGGAGAACCCUCCUCUGCUGCACCUGUGUACCCACAGAUCAUUAAUACUUUCCACAUAGCCUCAUCCUUCGGGAAAUGGUUUGAGGGCUCAGACCAGUCCUUCCCGAAUACCUCAGCCCUGACGGGCAUCAGCCCCGUCUUGCACAGCUUCCGUGUUUUUGAUGUGCGACACAAAAGCAACAAGGAUUACCUGAACAGCGACGGUUCUGCCAAAAGCUCCUGUGUAUCCAAAGAUGUUCCCAACAAUGUGGACCUGUCCAAAUUUGAUGGCUUUGUGCUCUAUGGGAAGAGGAAGCCCAUACUGAUGUGUUUCUUGUGCAAGCUCUCCUUUGGGUAUGUCCGCUCAUUUGUGACCCAUGCAGUGCAUGACCAUCGAAUGACACUGAGUGAGGAGGAGCGGAAAAUUCUUAGCAAUAAGAACAUCUCCGCUAUCAUCCAAGGGAUAGGCAAAGACAAGGAACCCCUUGUAAGUUUUCUGGAACCAAAAAACAAAAACUUUCAACACCCUUUAGUUUCUGCAGCUAACCUCAUAGGCCCUGGACACAGCUUUUACGGUAAAUUCAGUGGCAUUCGAAUGGAAGGGGAAGAGGCUCUCCAGACUGGCACUGCCAGUGGAGCAGAGCAGCCACCAUCAGGCAUCUUGGCGCCUGGUGCCCUCUUGAACCUUGGUGGGCUGACCAGCUCGGCUCUGAAAACCCCAAUUACCUCAGUCCCCCUGGGCCCGCUGGCUUCCAGUCCUACCAAAUCCUCAGAGGGAAAAGACACUGGGGCAGCAGAUAGUGAGAAGCAAGAAAUGGGUGACCAGGAUAGCCUCUCGGAAAAGGCAGAGCCAGCUGAGGAGGUGGAGGACGAAGAAGAGGAGGAUGUGGAGGAGGAAGAAGAGGAGGAGGAAGAGGAGGAGGAGGAGGAAGACGACGACGAUGAGGAUUGCAAAGGGCUGUUUCCAAGCGAGUUGGAGGAUGAAUUGGAAGAUAGGCCCCAUGAAGAGUCUGGGGCUGUGGCAGGUAGCAGCAGCAAAAAGGACCCUGCUCUCUCAAACCAAAGCAUUUCUAACUCUCCCUUAAUGCCUAACGUGCUCCAGACCCUGUCAAGGGGCACAGUUUCUUCUAGUUCUAAUUCUGCUUCUUCCUUUGUCUUUGAUGGUGCAAACAGGAGGAGUCGUUUAAGCUUUAACAAUGAGGGCGGUGGAGCCAGCGUGGCAGAGGGCAGCAGGAGGUUGGACUUCAUCGAUGAAAGUGCCAAUAAAGACAAUGCCACAGCACCAGAACCAAAUGAGAGUGCAGAGGGUGAGGAUGGGAGCUACCUCUCCCAUCACCAGCAUGCUGGUCCCCUCUGCGAGCUUGGGGGUGGGGAGUGCCCCUCGGGGAGUGGCGUGGAGUGCCCAAAGUGUGACACCGUCCUGGGCUCCUCACGAUCACUAGGCGGCCACAUGACCAUGAUGCAUUCUCGCAACUCGUGUAAGACACUCAAGUGUCCCAAGUGCAAUUGGCACUACAAAUACCAGCAGACACUUGAGGCACACAUGAAGGAGAAGCACCCCGAGCCAGGUGGCUCAUGUGUGUACUGCAAGAGUGGGCAGCCACACCCCCGGUUGGCACGGGGCGAGAGCUACACUUGUGGUUACAAGCCUUUUCGCUGUGAGGUCUGUAACUACUCCACUACUACCAAAGGCAACCUCAGUAUUCAUAUGCAGUCCGACAAGCAUCUCAACAACAUGCAAAACCUGCAGAAUGGAGGGGGAGAGCAAGUCUUCAGUCACACUGCUGGGGCAGCGGCAGCAGCUGCGGCAGCGGCAGCCGCUGCGGCAGCAAACAUUGGUAGCACCUGUGGGGCCCCCUCACCCACCAAACCAAAAACCAAACCAACCUGGCGGUGUGAGGUGUGUGACUACGAAACCAAUGUAGCUAGGAACCUUCGCAUUCACAUGACCAGUGAGAAGCAUAUGCACAAUAUGAUGCUGCUUCAGCAGAAUAUGACCCAAAUCCAACACAACCGACAUUUGGGCCUUGGAAGCCUGCCCUCCCCAGCCGAGGCUGAGCUGUACCAGUACUACCUGGCACAAAACAUGAAUCUACCCAACCUGAAGAUGGACAGCACUUCCUCUGAUGCCCAGUUCAUGAUGGGUGGAUACCAACUCGAUCCCACCAAUCCUAUGGCAACUAUGGCUCCAUCUCUAGUGGGUGGAGAGAUCCCCUUGGACAUGCGGCUGGGGGGCGGGCAGCUGGUGUCCGAGGAGCUAAUGAACCUGGGUGAGAGCUUCACACAAACAAAUGACCCAUCACUGAAGCUCUUCCAGUGUGCUGUGUGCAACAAGUACACUACAGACAACCUGGACAUGCUGGGGCUGCACAUGAAUGUGGAGCGCAGCCUACCGGAGGAUGAGUGGAAGGCAGUGAUGGGGGACUCAUACCAGUGCAAGUUGUGCCGCUACAACACGCAGCUCAAGGCAAACUUCCAGCUCCACUGCAAAACUGAUAAGCACGUGCAGAAGUACCAGCUAGUAGCGCACAUCAAGGAGGGUGGCAAGGCCAAUGAGUGGAGGCUGAAAUGUGUGGCCAUCGGGAAUCCCGUGCAUCUGAAGUGCAAUGCCUGUGACUACUACACCAACAGUCUGGAGAAGCUGCGUCUGCACACAGUUAACUCCAGGCAUGAGGCCAGCCUGAAGCUGUACAAGCACCUUCAGCAUCAUGAGAGCGGAGUUGAGGGCGAAAGCUGCUAUUAUCACUGUGCCCUCUGUAACUAUUCCACCAAGGCCAAGCUGAACCUUAUCCAGCAUGUGCGCUCCAUGAAACAUCAGCGUAGUGAGAGCCUGCGCAAACUGCAGCGCCUUCAGAAGGGCCUCCCUGAGGAAGAGGAAGACUUAGGUCAGAUCUUCACCAUCCGCAAGUGUCCAGCUGCUGAUGCCGAAGAGGUGGUUGAAGAUGUGGAAGGGCUGAAUGAGACACCCGCUGAUCCAGAAGAGCCUAGUAAAGAGCAAGAGAGUGACGGUGACAAGGACCAGAACAAAUGGACAGGAAAAUGGGGCCAAAGGUCAGGUGGCAGGCGUGCUGGUGGCAGAAAGUUAGCACCAGCCAGCCAGGCAGACAAGGAGCUGACAGAGUCUCCAGCAUCCUCCAAACGCAUGUCAUUUCCCAGCAGCUCUGAGUCACCUCUCUCCUCUAAAUGGUCAAAAACUUCAGAGGAGACCAAAUCAGAGCAGAUGUAUCAGUGUCCAUACUGCAAAUACAGUAACCCCGAUGUGAACCGGCUGCGGGUACAUGCCAUGACCCAGCACUCGGUGCAGCCCAUGCUCCGCUGCCCGCUCUGCCAGGACAUGCUCAACAACAAGAUCCACCUGCAGCUGCACCUCACACACCUGCACAGUGUGUCACCUGACUGUGUUGAAAAACUCAUCAUGACGGUGACAACACCUGAAGUGAUGAUGCCCAGCAGUAUGUUUCUCCCAGCAGCCACUCCAGACAGAGAUGGAAACACCAAUGCAGAGGAGCCGGGGAAGCAGGCUGAGACCUCUGAGGAGUCUGGAAAAAGCGUUCUGUCAUCUGAGAGCGUAGAGCACAGUGGAGAGUCCAAACCUGUUCCUGCCGAUCAGAGCUCCACCAGAGAGGACUCUGGCUUUCUUUGCUGGAAGAAGGGGUGCAGCCAGGUGUUCAAAAGCUCAUCAGCCCUUCAAACGCAUUUCAAUGAAGUUCAUGCUAAACGGCCCCAACUGCCAGUGUCUGAUCGCCAUGUCUAUAAGUACCGUUGCAACCAGUGCAGCCUGGCUUUCAAAACCAUCGAGAAGCUGCAGCUUCAUUCUCAGUACCAUGUAAUCAGAGCAGCUACUAUGUGUUGUCUUUGCCAACGCAGUUUCCGAACCUUCCAAGCUCUGAAGAAGCACCUGGAGACGAGUCAUCUGGAGUUGAGUGAAGCAGACAUUCAGCAGCUUUACAGUGGGCUUUUGGUCAAUGGAGACCUCCUAGCUAUGGGUGACCCUUCGCUGGCUGACGACCAUACUAUCAUUGUUGAAGAUGAUAAAGAGGAAGAGAGUGACCUAGAAGAUAAACAGAGUCCUACUGGCAGUGAUUCUGGGUCAGUACAAGAAGACUCAGGCUUGGAACCUAAGAGGGCCCUACCUUUCAGGAAAGGUCCUAAUUUCACCAUGGAGAAAUUUCUCGAUCCAUCUCGCCCAUACAAGUGUACGGUCUGCAAAGAAUCUUUCACACAAAAGAACAUUCUUUUGGUCCAUUACAAUUCAGUUUCUCAUCUACAUAAACUGAAAAGAGCCCUUCAGGAGUCUGCUACUGGGCAACCUGAACCUACCAGCAGUCCAGACAACAAACCUUUUAAGUGCAACACUUGCAAUGUGGCCUACAGCCAGAGUUCUACACUGGAGAUCCACAUGAGGUCUGUCCUACACCAGACAAAGGCUCGAGCUGCCAAGCUUGAGGCAGCUAGUGGCAGUGGCAAUAGUAAUGGAACUGGUAAUAGCAGUAGUAGCAGUAUCUCUCUGGGUUCAUCCACACCAAGUCCCGUGAGUACUAGCAGCUCUAACACCUUCACAACCACCAAUACCAGCAAUGCUGGCACAGCUCCAGUCCCUAGUUUACUCAGCCACGGAUCCAGUGAGAGUGUGGGAAUUCCCCCUUCGAGUAACCCCAUUAGCGCUAACAUCGCCUCUCCUUCUGAGCCUAAGGAUGUCAACCGGAAGAAACUGGCAGACAUGAUUGCAUCCAGGCAGCAGCAACAGCAACAAGCUCAAACCUUAGCACAGGCGCAAGCCCAAGUCCAGGCCCACCUACAGCAAGAGCUGCAGCAGCAAGCUGCCCUCCUGCAGUCUCAGCUGUUCAGCCCUACUCUCCUACCACACUUCCCCAUGACCACAGAGACCCUGCUCCAGCUUCAGCAACAGCAGCAUCUUCUGUUUCCAUUUUACAUCCCCAGUGCCGAGUUCCAGCUCAAUCCAGAAGUUAGCUUGCCUGUGACCAGUGGUGCUCUGACACUAUCUGGUACUGGUCCAAAUUUGCUGGAAGAUUUAAAGGCUCAAGUUCAGCUCCCACAGCAGAGCCAUACACAGAUAUUACAACAGCAGCAAGGUCAACUAUCUUUGUCACAGUCUCACUCUGUCCAUAUACAACAGAGCCAACAUCAAGAGAAAAAAACCAAAUCAGUUAUUAAGGAGAAGGAAAAAGACACCCAGAGGGAAAGGGAAAAUGCAGAGAGGGGAGACAGCAGUUCAUUGUCUAAGGAAUCUCUGCCUGACAACCUAAAGCCCAAAGACAAGAAAGACUUUGCCCCAGGCAAUAGUUCAGAACCCUCCCUACUUCCUCCACGUAUCGCAUCUGAUGCAAGAGGCAAUGCCACAAAAGCCUUGCUAGAAAACUUUGGCUUUGAGCUGGUUAUUCAGUACAAUGAGAACAAACAGAAAGUGCAAAAGAAAAAUGGGAAGACAGAGCAGGGUGAGAACUUGGAAAAGCUUGAAUGUGACACAUGUGGCAAGUUUUUCUCAAACAUCCUCAUUCUAAAGAGUCACCAAGAGCACGUUCACCAACACUACUUCCCCUUUAAGCAGCUGGAGAGGUUUGCCAAGCAGUACAGAGAGCACUAUGAUAAACUGUAUCCACUGAGACCUCAGACUCCAGAUCCGCCACCGCCUCCACCUCCUCCUCCACCUCCACUCCCCACAGCACCUCCUCAGCCAGCUUCCACUCCUGCCAUUCCUACUUCUGCUCCACCUAUUACUUCUCCUACAAUCGCACCAGCCCAGCCAUCUGUGCCACUCACCCAGCUCUCUAUGCCAAUGGAGCUGCCCAUCUUUUCACCACUUAUGAUGCAAACUAUGCCACUACAAACAUUACCUGCCCAGUUACCACCUCAGCUUGGUCCUGUAGACCCUCUACCUGCAGACCUAGCUCAGCUGUAUCAACAUCAACUCAACCCUAGCCUUCUACAGCAACAGCAGAACAAGAGGCCACGUACUCGGAUCACAGACGACCAGCUCAGAGUUCUUCGGCAGUAUUUUGAUAUUAACAACUCUCCCAGUGAGGAACAGAUCAAAGAGAUGGCAGACAAGUCUGGACUGCCACAGAAAGUGAUAAAACACUGGUUUAGAAACACUCUGUUUAAAGAACGCCAGCGCAACAAGGAUUCCCCAUACAACUUCAGCAAUCCUCCAAUUACCAGCCUGGAAGAACUGAAGAUAGACUCACGGCCUCCCUCUCCAGAACCUCAAAAGCACGAAUACUGGGGAAGCAAGAGGUCCUCCAGGACACGGUUUACUGAUUACCAGCUCAGAGUCCUGCAGGACUUUUUUGAUGCUAACGCUUAUCCAAAGGAUGAUGAAUUUGAACAACUUUCUAAUUUGCUGAACCUCCCUACCCGUGUUAUAGUGGUGUGGUUCCAGAACGCCCGUCAGAAAGCUAGGAAAAACUAUGAGAACCAAGGAGAAGGCAAAGAUGGGGAACGGCGGGAGCUUACAAAUGAUAGGUACAUUCGAACGAGCAACUUAAACUACCAGUGCAAAAAAUGUAGUCUAGUCUUUCAGCGCAUUUUUGAUCUUAUCAAACACCAGAAAAAGCUUUGUUAUAAGGAUGAGGAUGAGGAUGGACAGGACGAUAGCCAGAAUGAAGACUCUAUGGAUGCAAUGGAGCUGUUGACGCCAACCAGUUCUUCCUGCAGCACACCAAUGCCCUCUCAAGCUUACAGCACCCCCACAUCUUCAGCUAAUGCAACCUCUUCAGCCUUCGUGCAGCUCACAGCUGAUGCAGAUGACUCCUCCAUGUAUACUUCUAAAAUAGAAGCUAUAGAUGAGAAACCAAAGCAAUCUGAACCUCUGAGUACACAGCAAAACCAAACUCAAGAUAAGCAAGUGCAACCAAAGCAAGAGCCUCAGCAGCAGCAGCAAGACCAAGGAGAACAGAAGACAAGUUCAACACACCAAAAGAUCUCACCAUUAUCCUCCCCAUCCUCAUUACAACAACAGCCUCCACCACAGGCACAGCCACCCCAGUGUCCUUUGCCACAAUCAAGCCCAAGUCCAUCUCAACUCUCACAUCUUUCCCUCAAGCCCCUUCAUACGUCCACCCCUCAACAACUGGCAAACCUACCUCCUCAAUUAAUCCCAUACCAGUGUGACCAAUGCAAACUGGCAUUUCCCUCCUUUGAGCAUUGGCAGGAGCAUCAGCAACUUCAUUUUUUGAGUGCACAAAACCAGUUUAUCCAUCCUCAGUUUCUGGACAGGACACUAGAUAUGCCUUUCAUGCUUUUUGACCCCAGUAAUCCACUACUUGCAAGCCAGCUGCUAUCUGGAACUCUACCUCAGAUUCCAGCAAGCUCAGCCACUUCACCCUCAACCCCAACAUCUACAAUGAACACUCUGAAGAGAAAGCUGGAGGAAAAGGCCAGUGCAAGCCCUGGGGAAAAUGACAGUGGGACUGGCGGAGAAGAACCUCAGAGAGAUAAGCGUCUAAGGACAACAAUUACCCCAGAACAGCUGGAAAUUCUGUAUCAGAAGUACCUGCUCGACUCUAACCCAACACGGAAGAUGUUGGAUCACAUUGCGCAUGAGGUGGGCUUGAAGAAACGUGUUGUGCAGGUUUGGUUUCAGAACACUCGAGCACGGGAAAGGAAAGGGCAGUUUAGAGCGGUGGGGCCUGCCCAAGCCCAUAGACGGUGCCCUUUCUGCAGAGCUCUCUUUAAAGCAAAGACCGCUCUGGAAGCUCAUAUCCGAUCCCGUCAUUGGCAUGAGGCUAAGAGAGCAGGGUACAACUUGACUCUGUCUGCUAUGCUCUUGGAUUGUGAUGGAGGUCUCCAAAUGAAGGGGGACAUUUUUGAUGGAGCAAGCUUUUCCCACUUGCCACCAACCAGUAGUGAUGGUCAGGGUAUUCCUCUCUCACCAGCAAGCAAAACUAUGGAGCUCUCACCUCGAACUCUGCUUAGUCCGUCCUCCAUUAAAGUGGAAGGAAUAGAAGACUUUGAAAGCCCUUCCAUAUCCUCAGUUAAUCUGAGUUUUGACCAAACAAAGUUGGACAAUGAUGACUGCUCUUCUGUCAACACUGCAAUCACAGACACUACAACAGGAGAUGAAGGCAAUGCAGACAACGAUAGUGCAACAGGGAUUGCAACUGAACUCAAAUCAACAUCAGGACCUAGCGAGUGCCUGACAAAGGCUGCUAUGAUAGCAAUGUCUGAGUAUGAAGAUCGAUUGUCUUCUGGCCUUGUCAGCCCAGCUCCCAGCUUUUAUAGUAAAGAGUAUGACAAUGAAGGUACUGUGGACUAUAGCGAAACCUCCAGCCUUGCAGACCCCUGCUCACCCAGCCCUGGUGCCAGUGGUUCAGCAGGCAAGUCUGGAGACAGUGGGGAUCGGCCAGGGCAGAAACGCUUUCGCACUCAGAUGACUAAUCUCCAGCUAAAAGUUCUAAAGUCAUGCUUUAACGACUACAGGACGCCUACCAUGCUGGAGUGUGAGGUCCUAGGUAAUGACAUUGGACUGCCAAAGAGAGUUGUUCAGGUCUGGUUCCAGAAUGCUAGAGCAAAGGAGAAGAAGUCCAAGCUAAGCAUGGCCAAGCAUUUUGGUAUAAACCAAACAAGUUAUGAGGGACCCAAAACAGAGUGCACUUUGUGUGGCAUCAAGUACAGCGCUCGGCUGUCUGUACGUGACCAUAUCUUCUCUCAACAGCAUAUCUCCAAAGUUAAAGACACCAUUGGAAGCCAGUUGGAUAAGGAGAAGGAGUACUUUGACCCAGCUACUGUACGUCAGUUGAUGGCUCAGCAGGAGUUGGACCGGAUCAAAAAAGCCAAUGAGGUUCUUGGUCUGGCAGCUCAACAGCAGGGCAUGUUUGAUAAUACCCCUCUACAAGCUCUUAACCUUCCUACUGCGUACCCAGCACUACAGGGCAUCCCUCCAGUCUUGCUUCCAGGCCUCAACAGCCCAUCCUUGCCAGGCUUCACUCCAUCCAACACAGCUUUAACUUCUCCAAAACCCAACCUGAUGGGUCUGCCCAGCACAAGCGUCCCUUCACCCGGCCUUCCAACAUCUGGAUUACCAAAUAAACAGCCCUCCGCCUCGCUGAGCUCCCCAACUCCAGCACAAGCAACCGUGGCACUGGCCCCUCAGCAGCAGCAGCAGCGCAAGGAUAAGGAAAGUGAGAAGAUGAAAGAGAAGGAGAAGGCGCCUAAAGGGAAAGGGGAUUCCCUGCCGGGGCCCAAGAAGGAGAAAGGAGAGGCACCCACGGCGACCCUUUCUGCCCCCCUCCCCACCAUGGAGUAUGCGGUGGAGCCUGCCCAGCUUCAGGCCCUGCAGGCUGCCUUGAAUUCAGACCCAACAGCCUUGCUUACAAGCCAGUUCCUGCCCUACUUUGUCCCAGGCUUUUCACCCUAUUACGCCCCUCAGAUUCCUGGGGCCUUGCAGAGCGGGUACCUGCAGCCCAUGUAUGGCAUGGAAGGCCUGUUCCCUUACAGCCCUGCUCUGUCCCAGGCUCUGCUAGGCCUGUCCCCCAGCUCCUUGCUGCAGCAGUACCAGCAAUAUCAGCAGAGUCUGCAGGAGGCGUUGCAGCAGCAGCAGCAGCAGCAGCAGAGGCAAGUGCAGCAGCAGCAGCAGAAAGUGCAGCAGCAGCAACAGCCCAAAGGAAGCCAAACCCCAGUCCCCCCGGGGGCUGCUACCCCAGACAAAGACCCUGCCAAAGAAUCCCCCAAACAAGAAGAGCAGAAAAAUGCACCCUGUGAGGUGUCCCCUCUCCUUCCCAAACCCCAAGAAGAGCCCGAAGCAGAAAGCAAAAGUGCGGACUCCCUGUGUGACCCCUUCAUUGUUCCAAAGGUGCAGUACAAGCUGGUCUGCCGCAAGUGCCAGGCGGGCUUCAGCGACCAGGAGGCGGCCAGCAACCACCUGAAGUCCCUCUGCUUCUUCGGCCAGUCUGUGGUGAAUUUGCAAGAGAUGGUGCUUCAUGUGCCCACUGGCAGCAGCAGCAAGGGCAGCAGCUCGUACCAGUGUGUGGCGUGCGAGAGCACAGUGUGUGGGGACGAAGCCCUGAGUCAGCAUCUCGAGUCAGCCCCUCACAAACACCGAACAAUCACAAGAGCAGCAAGAAACGCCAAAGAGCACCCCAGUCUAUUACCUCACUCUGCCUGCCUCCCCGAUCCUAGCACCGCAUCUACCUCGCAGUCUGCCGCUCACUCAAACGACAGCCCCCAAGCCCCUCUGUCCUCCUCUUCAGCUUCCCCCCACGCCUCCAGAAAGUCUUGGCCUCAAGUGGUCUCCCGGGCUCCACUUGGGAAGCUGCCUCCUCCUUCUUUCCCUCCUCUCUCCUCAUCUUCAACGGUUACCUCAAGUUCAUGCAGCACCUCAGGGGUUCAGCCCUCGAUGCCAACAGACGACUAUUCGGAGGAGUCUGACACGGAUCUUAGCCAAAAGUCAGAUGGACCGGCUAGCCCGGGGGAGGGGCCUAAAGACCCCAGCUGCCCGAAGGACAGUGGUCUAACUAGUGUAGGAAUGGACACCUUCAGAUUGUAAGCUUUGAAGAUGAACAAUACAAAAAUGAAUUUAAAUAAAAAAAUUAAUAACAAACCAAUUUCAAAAAUAGACUAACUGCAAUUCCAAAGCUUCUAACCAAAAAAAGAAAAAGAAAAAAGAAAAAGCGUGGGUUGUUUUCCCAUAUAACAAUGCCGGUGGGUUUUACAUUUUUUUCUUUUAAUUAAAAAAAAAACAAAACAAAACAAAAAAAACCUCUUACAUUUGUCCUGUUGGUCUGGGAGACAAAAGUCCAUACUGCCUCCUUAGUGUCUUUGGAGCGUAAACCCCUUGUAUAUUGCCCUUUUCCAAUAACGCCCCCACAUCGAUAGCACAGCAGAGGCCGGCAUGCACUGUAUGGGAAAGCAGCCCACCGUGCUACAGUUUAAAUUUCUUGCUAUCUUAGCAUUCAGAUACCAAUGGCUUGCUAAAAGAGAAAAGAAAUGUAAUGUCUUUUUAUUCUCAGGUCAAUCGCUCACACUUUGUUCUGUUUUCAGAAUCAUUGUUUAUAUAUAUAUAUAUAUGUGUGUGUGUGUG
Molecule: messenger RNA, 13726 nt
Organism: Mauremys reevesii (Reeves's turtle)
Lineage: Eukaryota; Metazoa; Chordata; Testudines; Geoemydidae
Gene: ZFHX3
Product: zinc finger homeobox 3
Exons: 23
Coding region: 2174-13192 (3672 amino acids)
Biological process (GO): regulation of transcription by RNA polymerase II; brain development; regulation of neuron differentiation
Cellular component (GO): nucleus
Molecular function (GO): zinc ion binding; DNA-binding transcription factor activity, RNA polymerase II-specific; RNA polymerase II cis-regulatory region sequence-specific DNA binding
Source: RefSeq, a predicted model, not a curated record